Columba livia (rock pigeon) is the source of this 843-nucleotide messenger RNA. Its product is annotated as SUN domain-containing protein 3-like. NCBI's taxonomy places the organism in Eukaryota, Metazoa, Chordata, Aves, Columbiformes, Columbidae. The record is from RefSeq and is a predicted model, not a curated record. The transcript is spliced from 7 exons. Bases 1 to 843 code for a protein of 280 amino acids. Gene Ontology annotation, molecular function: protein-membrane adaptor activity. Gene Ontology annotation, cellular component: meiotic nuclear membrane microtubule tethering complex; nuclear envelope.
AUGACGGCCACUGUCAAAGGUGCUUACCGUGUGGGACAACUCGGCACCUUAACCUGGAGCACUGCAAAAGAGUUAGGAGAGCUGAGCAAAACCCUGUCCCUGCCAGACCAGCUCCGAAACCUCCAGGAACAGCUUUAUAAUCUGCGCUGGAGCGCAAAGGAUGUCACUGAGCGGGCUCUGCAGGAAGGGCUGAAGCAGGCAAAGCUCCCAGGCGUUACCGGACGGGCUGUUCACGAGAUAAUCAAUCAAGCUUUGGAGAAGCUGGAAGAAAUGCAGGUCCCGAUGCCGGAUUACGCCCUGAAAUCAGCAGGGGCAGCCAUCAUUCUUUCCAAGACUUCUCCAUCCCUCCGGACUGCCAAAGCCAAGGUGUUCUUGUACUCGCUGCCGGUGAUGGAUUACAUGAGGUCUCCUGAGCUGAUUCUGGAGCCGGACAAUCAUCCUGGCAACUGCUGGCCCUUCCCAGGGAGUCAGGGACACGUCUUCAUCAAGCUGUCCAUGCCGGUCAUUCCGAGAGCUGUCACCAUGGCCCAUGUCUCAGGGACGGCGUUCCAUGGAGAAAGCAUCUCCGGAGCUCCCAAGGACUUUGCUGUCUAUGGCUUCAAGGAAGAACACGAGGAGCAGGGAACGUUCCUGGGACAGUUCACUUUCCUGGCGGCGCUGAAUCCCAGUCAGACCUUCCAGCUGAAGAACGAGCUCCCUGGGGUCGUGAAUUACAUCAGGCUGCAAGUGCUGAGCAACUGGGGCCACCCGGACUACACCUGCCUGUAUCGGUUCAGGGUGCACGGUGAUCCGCCCAGAGAUGGGGGAGACACAGCAGUUGCAUCUGUCAAUAAAUUCCAUUAA